AUGCCUAAUCUAACGGUCCCACAAACUCCAAGAUAUGUCCCUGCCCUGCCUACUAAGGAGAACCUCCAAUAUGCAGAUCUUGCCAUCAUCGACCUGUCUAAAGCAGCUACCGCAGAAGGUCGCACGGAACUAGCGGUCGAACUACGAAAGGCCUUGACUACUCAUGGGUUUUGCUAUAUUAUCAACCACGGGUACACCCAAGCUCAGAACGAGAGAAUGUUCGAUAUCGCAGAUAUUCCCAUGUCUGGUGUACCUGAAGACGAGAAACGGUUAUACACCGGAGACAGCAAGAAGACAGGUAUAUUUCAAGGCUACAAACCAAGACAAUACUGGCACAUCGAUGCAGGCGUGCGUGACCAACACGAGCACUAUAACUGCAACCGCCACGUCCUACAGCUUGAUGCACCCACAAGCACUCAGAUCAUUUCUUCCCGAUAUCGAUGCCUUCACUUCGGAAGUAUCACCCUACUCUGGAGUCAGCCUGUUGCUGCCUUACAGAUCCAAACGAAGGAGGGCUGGCGCUGGGUCAAGCAUAUCGAAAACGCUUUGCUCAUGAAUAUUGGUGAUUCGAUGGAGUUUCUCACAGGAGGAUUUUACAAGGGAACCAUCCAUCGGGUUGUGCAACCCCCAAUUGAUCAACGUGGCUACACGCGGCUAAGCAUGAUCUAUUUCUCUUUCCUGAAUGACGAUGUCAAGUUGGUACCCCUUAUGGACAGUCCAGUCCUCCAGAGGGUUGGGGUUGAGCGCAGAUGUGAAGACGAUGUAGCUCCUACCAUGAAGGCCUGGAGAGUUGCGAGAAUUAGUGCAUAUGGAGCGAGCGAUCUGCAAAAGAGCAAAGAGCCUGGUAUAGAGGAAGAGGUAUUGAAUGGCAUUAUUGUCAAGCACUACAACUAG
Molecule: messenger RNA, 894 nt
Organism: Suillus subaureus
Lineage: Eukaryota; Fungi; Basidiomycota; Agaricomycetes; Boletales; Suillaceae
Exons: 7
Coding region: 1-894 (297 amino acids)
Molecular function (GO): dioxygenase activity
Source: RefSeq, a predicted model, not a curated record